AUGACCAUAUGCAACAGGAAGUACAAAAACACAGGGUCGGAAGAGGAUAAAUUGUUAUUCAAAACGUGUACAGAGUCUAUUGAAUAUCUUCAUCUAUAUUUUAAAGAGUUGAAGGAACAUCUGUUUAGGAAUAGAAAGUAUGAGGAGCUGUUUAACUUUUGCUACUGCACACUGAGGAAUAUAAAGAACCCCGCCAUUUCGAGGACCACUGCCCUGAAGGUAAUCGGAAUAGCAUUCACGCUGAACCCCAAGUCUGCAGACCUACCAGUGAGUAAAGAAAUCAUCACGUACGCAUACAAACUGCUUAAGCGAAAUGAAGAAGGAACUAACAAAAAAUACUUUACCUACUUUGGUCAUAGCACAAAUAAAGAAAAAGACAGUCUCAUUAGUGAGUCCUUAAAUCUGUUCAAAACGACGGAAGCGAUUAAAUCGAGGCAACACUUGAAAGAUAAUAAUUUUAUUAAUAGCAUAUUUAGCAAGAUACAGAAGAAACAGAUUUUUAUUUCGAAGGGAUGCUCCGUGUCGUAUUCCCCGCUGCUUAGUGACUUCACGAAUGCAAAGAGGGAGCUACUCGAGCUGCUCGAAACGGAGUUUGUAAGCCAUGGCAAGGUUGACCGGGUCUACUCUGACUACGUCAGGUGCCUCAAUGAGGUGAAGGAGAGGACCAUCGAAUUUUUGGAAAAUGGAGAAUAUGAGCUUUACUGCAGAUUUAUUGAUGAAAUGCAAGAGGAAGACGAAAUAAACAUUCGAUACGAAUCCUACCUACUCAGCUGCCCAGAGUUCUUAAAGGAGAAGGAGCAUAAGGAUUUCAACAGAGAGACCUCCCCAUCGCAGAGGGAUGAGUUAAAACCUAAAUCUAGUGGUACAUUUUUAAACAACCAAGUGAGUUGCGAGGAGGGAAACAAAAGGACAGGUAGCAUGAGUAGGGGGGUAGAUAACCAUUCAGAGGCCAGUAACGAAAGAAGUGUUACCUCCCCGGUAGGAUCAAAUAAUAGAAAAAAAAUUCAUGAGAAAAGUGAAUUUAAAUCAUUAUCCAAAAAUAUUACAAGUAGUAUCACAAAAUUUGCUUCAUCCUUUGUGAGAAAUGCUUCUUCGGGGGAUGCAUUCAGUGGAGGAGGAGUGGAUGCAAAUAUGAAAGAUGAAGGAGUGACAAUUGCAGAGGGGGAAAUGCUGAAUCAGAAGAAAUCUCCUUGUGAUGAUGGAAGUAGAGAGGGAGUGACGGGGGGGAAAUCAGUCGUGUUUUCGCCGAGCAGCAAUACGGCGAAGGGUGCUUCGGUGGACAGAGAUAAAGACAACGAUAAGGACAACGAAAAUGGGAAAAAGAAAAAAAUAAACACAAGUAAGAGGAAAAAAAAGGAGCAGAGUGAUCAGCAGAGUGAGCAGCAGAGUGAGCGGCAGAGUGAGCGGCAGAGUGAGCAGCAUAGUGAGCGGCAGGGUAAGGAGCCCACUUUAUUCCCCGAUGGAAGCGCCUUGCCGGGGGACGCACAGGUGGACACGAAGAAGAAGGCCUCCUUCAACAAGACGGUCGCGUUUGACCUUGUGGAGACUGAGAAGGCCGCCCAAGACGCCAAGUGCCCCGGAAAAAACCAAGUCGCAGCGCGCAACGAUCACUUUAACGAAAAGGAGAUCGAAAUAAUAAACGAGUUCAACGCAUACCUAAAUGAAGGAAUGAGUCAUCUGAGGAAGCAACAGAAGAGUGACUACCAAAAGGAGUGCAAAGAAUUUAACAACAAUGUGCAUGAUGGAAAUAAUGCUCUUUGGGAUAGCCUCAUAAAGAAAAGCAACUUUUACUCCAUUAAGGAAGACUUUUUAAAUUACAAUAAAUUUUUGAAAGCAAAGGAAAAGGAUGCCAAGGAGCAAACUCUGGGAGAUAUACUCGGCAUGAAUAAAUACCUUGACUUGAAGAAAAAAAAAAAUAAAAAUAAAAGUAAAAGUAAAAACAGAAAAAUGAAUCCAGACGAGCUAAACUAUAUUAUCAAUAAGUUCACAAAUAGUUUAUCUCAAAGUAGACACUUCAAAAGUGAGUCUGAGCAGAAAAUUCCAUCACAAGAACACGGGGGAAGAGCAAUGUCUUUUACCCCUAUUGAAACUCCUCUAGGAAUUGCUCAAAACAACAGUGAUAAGAAAAACUCUAUCACUUCAUCACAAAGGAAUGACACAACACGCAUCUCCUCCUGCAAUAAAUACUUUACGAAAAAUGACAACAUAUCUUACGUACAGGACGCAGUAUUAAAAAAUGGGUCCCUCUUGUUAAGGGACGACAACCUCGAGAUAUCCCUCAGUCAGCACUACUACGGCAACAACGGGUUGAUAAAAAUUUAUGUCAAGAAUAAGAAGCUGGUGAACUACUACGACGUGGAUAUUCAGAUAUCGAACAAAAUUUUGUUCCCCUUGAAAUUCAAGUUUCUCAAUUACGAGAGGAUGCUCUGUGCGAAUGGGACCAACUGCUACGAAAUGGCCGUGAAGUGCGUACACAUGUAUAAGGGCUUUCCCCUAAUUAAGAUUUCCUACCGCAUGCAAGACAUGUUCAGAAAAAGCAUCGAGUUGAGGCUGCCCAUCCCGAUAAACAAAUUUAUGAAGAACAUUAAAAUCACCAAAGACGUUUUUGUGAAAUUCUGGAACAACGAAAAUUUUAAUAUAUAUAAGAAGGAGAAGGUGAUUCACAAGGCCGACUCGGUGGACACAGAUAAUAUCGUCGCCAUCUCCUGUUUGGGAAACGCUCUAAGUGUGUGCUACAUAGAAGAUGCAAUUUAUUUGAGCGGGUGCUAUGCGGACAGUUCAAGCGCACUGGAUAAUUAUUUCGUUCUCGUGGGAAUUGAGGUCCUGAAUAACAAACUGAAGAUCAUAUGUAAGUCGAAUAACCCCACGCUAUCAUCGGCCAUCCUUUUUUUAAUCAUACUCAUUCUUAAGAAGCACGACCGGGUGUAG
Molecule: messenger RNA, 2928 nt
Organism: Plasmodium cynomolgi strain B
Lineage: Eukaryota; Apicomplexa; Aconoidasida; Haemosporida; Plasmodiidae
Exons: 10
Coding region: 1-2928 (975 amino acids)
Source: RefSeq, a predicted model, not a curated record